AUGGAGUCGGACCCAGCAGUGACGAGUACUGUUUGCGAAGGUGUGUUACACCCAGAGAACAAACGAAACGUUCCUACUGAUAGUCAUAAUACAGUUAGAAAGUCUAAUAUUUUUUCAGACGACGGCCUUACCACCCAAAAGGCACCGUGGAAUGCUUUAAAUGAUGCAGAGACGGCGUCUAGUGUAGGCGAGUCGUCAAGGCGGAACAGCAAAUACGAUGAUAAUAUGCCUGUUCAUUCCGCCUGUUCCGAGUUCGAAAUCCCGGAGAUGGAGUUUGAUGAAUUUGAGUUGGAACUAGCUGCUGAAAAAGAGUUUUCAUCCGAUGAACAGUUGUUUGAAUCUGGUCGUAUGACACCAGAUGGGUUAAUCGACGAAGACUUUGAACGUGAACUUGGAUGCGCAGCUAAGGAGCUCAGUGUUCAAGAUGUAAUCGAUUCUGAUUAUCCAGAUAUUUCUCGGCUGGGUGUAUUACAAGGUGCAGGAGAUGAUAAACUCGGUCGUAAAAUAAUUGUUUUCUCAGCUUGUCGUCUACCAGCAGCUGAUUUAAUUGAUCAUCAACAUCUCCUAAUGUAUAUUACUAAAACAUUGGAACAAUAUGUCAGUAUUGAUUACGUCCUAAUUUACUUCCACUUCGGACUUACUAACAAAAAUCGACCUAAAUUUAAAUGGCUUGUUCAAGCUUAUAGAACAUUUGGGCGCAAUUUUCGUAAAAAUUUGAAAACACUUUACAUUGUACAUCCUACUACUGGUAUAAAAAUUUUAUGGACUCUCUUCAGACCAUUCAUCAGUUCUAAAAUGUCAAAUAAAGUGGUUUAUGCUGAAACAUUAUCCGAAUUAGAAGAAACCUUAUUCGUUGAUCAAUUGCCAAUACCACAACGUGUUUUAAACUAUGAUAAAUCUAUUAUAAAAAAUCUACCUCCAAGAUCUGUUCCAAAAAUUCAAAAAGAUUCUACUGCUCGAGUAUCUACACCUUAUAUACCAUCGCUGCCGGAUGCUGCUUCAGUGUUCUCUGGUGUAUAUGAAGAACAGUGCAAAGAUGUUACUCCAGAUCCUCAACAACAAUUUAAUGUUAGUUUACAAUUCAUCAAAAUGAAUAACGGAGGUCGACCUAUUCCUAUUGUCUUUGAAGAUACCAUCGAUUAUCUACGCGAUCGUGGUUUAACAACUGAAGGAAUCUUCCGUCGAUCUGUCAGUCUGAAACAAUUACGAGAUGUACAGAAUUUAUAUAAUAAUGUGUCAGUCAGCCAGUCAGUCGCAACGUGGAACCUGAACUCAUAUUUAAAUCAUUUAAACAUAAAACGUGGUCAUAAUGCUUAA
Molecule: messenger RNA, 1317 nt
Organism: Schistosoma margrebowiei
Lineage: Eukaryota; Metazoa; Platyhelminthes; Trematoda; Strigeidida; Schistosomatidae
Source: the annotation of a GenBank genome assembly